Truncatella angustata is the source of this 582-nucleotide messenger RNA. RefSeq lists its product as uncharacterized. The record is from RefSeq and is a predicted model, not a curated record. Gene Ontology annotation, molecular function: oxidoreductase activity. The transcript is spliced from 3 exons. NCBI's taxonomy places the organism in Eukaryota, Fungi, Ascomycota, Sordariomycetes, Amphisphaeriales, Sporocadaceae. Bases 1 to 582 code for a protein of 193 amino acids.
AUGCGCCGCGAAUGGCGGCAGAUGAGCUGCGUCGAGAAACGGCAGUUCAUCCAGGCCGUCAAAUUUUGGGACUGGACCAAGGACUCCGAUACUCUUGCGUACUCUCCCCUGUUAAACGAGCUGCCCGGCUUCGGCAGCGACGGUAACCCGCAGGCCGACUUCGCCAACGGCACCCACGGUGGCUAUUGUGUGACCGACGGCAACUUUGCCAAUCAUAUGGCGGCCAUUGAUUAUAUCGAUACCUCCAGAGUGACCCCUUCGUCCCAUUGCGUCUCCCGCCGCUUCGAUCCUGAAGACCCUGAAGGCCGCCACUCCGGCGCCCUCAUAACCCGGAGUACUAUCUCGGAUAUUAUCGCCCUGCCUGACUUUGCUAGUUUUUCCGAUGCGAUGCUGAAUGAAACUACCGGCCCGGCAGUUGUCGUCCCUAACUGGAUGCAGGGUGAUAUGGCCCAAUAUACGGCGCCCAACGAUGUGCUUUACUUCUUGCAUCUAACACAGGUCGGCCGUCUCUGGUGGGUUUGGCAACACCAGGUCACAGCGUUGCGUCUGAACGAUUACACCGGCCGCCGCCGGAACGACUAA